AUGUCGGCGAUUUCUGCACUUAUUCUGUCUUGUUUGGUGAUCAACCAGAUGGCUGUAUCCAGUGCUGAAGUGAUAUCGGGGCAAAACCAUUCGAACCGCGUUCAGCGUGGUGUCGCAGCCAACACAGCGGCAACUGCAUCAUCCAAAACACAUCAUCUGUCCUUUACUCCGAUUACUGCAGGCGGCGCACGACAAUACCCAGCGAUAAAUCAAGGCGAAUUCUCAGUUGCCUAUGAAGUUCCCCAAUCUUCGGAGCGAGCAUUCACGCCGGAGGAGAAAUUAGUCUCUCAGUUGCUCAAUCGAGGGAGUUUGAUGGUUCGCCCGAACGGACAAAGCAACUUCUCCAAAAGUCCGGUGUACAUAAAUAUCACGUACAACGUGGUGCAAAUUUUGGCAUUUUCACAAGCAGAGGAGACAAUGAGUAUUUCCGGUUGGUUUACAAUGAAAUGGUGCGACCCACGUCUUACAUGGGAUCCACAAGACUAUUCAGAUAUCACAGAAGUGAAUUUACCUUCGACUAACUUGUGGAUUCCUGAUGUCGGUGUGAUGAACGCGAAGAGCAGCGCAGACUUCGACUUUAGCACAGCGGUUCGUGGUCGCCUCACAGUCUUCCACGACGGAGUCAUCACCUGGCUUCAUGGUGCCGUGUUGGACACCACAUGUCCGCUCAAUGUGGCUUUUUUUCCUUUUGAUUUCCAAACUUGCUUCUUGAUUCUGACACCAUGGCAAAGUGGAGAGCAACAGCUUCUCUUGCGUCCUUUCACACAUGGUUCCACGGUGGACAACAGCUAUCUACCGAAUUCGAACGUCAGUGAAUGGGAAAUCCAGUCGGUGCAUUUUGCCAGUCGGAAAUACCGAAGUGAUUUGAACAUCACAUACCAAUACGUCAGCAUUGGUAUCCAUUUGAAACGCCAACCGUUGUACUUUGUCGUGCUUGUAUUGGUCCCCUUCUCCAUGCUCUCUGCUCUGGCAUGUCUCAUUUUCACGCUGGACGACACCGGAGAUCGAUUGUCGGUUGCACUCUCUCUGGUGCUCAGUAUGACCAUGUACGUCGUGAUUGUGUCUAGCAACGCACCCCGAUCCAUGCGCACACUACCUGUGCUAGGAAUAUUUCUACUUGACCAGCUGGGGCUUUUGAGCAUUGCGACAAUACUGGCAGUUAUCAAUAACAAGCUGUACCAAGCUCCUCAACUGAACAGCUGGCAGGACUGGAUCUAUGUUUUGGCUGGGAUCAGCAGAGACAGAGAGCCAGGUGACGUUUCCCAAUGGUUAAGGUGCGACCCGUACCCUAGUGCCUCUACUGUAUUUGGUCAGCGAUUUCCAGAAUCUCACACGGAGCUUCGUGAUACAUUAUGCAACCCAUCGUAUCGGGAACACAAUUGCUCUUUUAAAGGUUGCCCGCUGAAAACGGUAAAUUUAAAUGCGGUGCCCAAGGAUACGAAAGUCAAAGAUGAUACCAGGCGAAACUGUUCCAGACGUAGGCUAGUUUUGGAUUAUCUGACAGCAUCAGAUUCUGAGCUGGAUUUGUCUCACUCCGACUCCCCCUCAGUCACAUCCUCAGGUCCUAGAACAUAUGCUCCUGUCGUCGGCAGGGAUGUCUUUCAGCCAGGCACUAAUGGAUGCGUGUUAAAGCCAUAUAGCACUAAACAACAGAUAAGUAGGCGCACAAACCAACCCAACGUUGUUUAUCCCCACCACGACCUCAGCAACCAUGUUGGAGGCAGAGGCUUUUGGGAAGCAGAUUGUGACUCAUGUGUUGCAAAAUCCAGACAUGGUAAUUCCUUCACACAAUCCCCUUGGGUCGUGCCUUUAACAACAGAUGCGUCUCAAACUGGCUACACUACCUGUCGCACCACCUCUCCCGAUGAGCCGGAUGAAGUGGACCGGUUUUCGUCUGCCGAAUUAAUUCAUGUUACAGCUGCAAUAACAGCUGCAGCCACAAUGGCAGUAGCAAAGAUGCUAAAUUCUCCUUGCGGUUCACCAAUAUCACUGACAGAAACGCAGCCCAACGUGGCAAGGAGAAGAAGGACUGGCCGAUGGACGCAUCCAGCUUGCAAGCAAAACCAAAGUAACCCAUCGUGGACAAACGAGGAGAAAUUAAUCAGGCAUGAGGAUUUAACUCGGAUUACUCUAACCGCUCAACUCGCAGCUUCCGCCGUUACUACUGCUUUCAAAUCUGCUCGACCAACACACCGAAGCCAAAAGGAACCAGUGGCCGCUUACCGGUACCCUAAUUGUGGUCGCAACGAAUCCAACAGGAUACAUUGCUGCGGGCCUCGAUUCCGGAACUGCACAGAUGAAACCCAUUUGUACCCGUAUAGGAGGCUUGCUUCCAAACUGGACUGCAUUCAAAUGGCAUCUUAUUUGAUUUUAUCCACUAUCAAUGCAUUUGUCUGUUUGGUCAUAAUGCCUGUUUGCACACAGGAAACGCUACCUCCGAAACAGUGGAUUAUGUAG
This is a messenger RNA of Dicrocoelium dendriticum, 2457 nucleotides long. The record is from the annotation of a GenBank genome assembly. NCBI's taxonomy places the organism in Eukaryota, Metazoa, Platyhelminthes, Trematoda, Plagiorchiida, Dicrocoeliidae.